UUUUUUUUUUUGUUUAUUUAUUCCGUUGUUUUUUUCAAUGUUUAUUGAAGAUGUUAUGAUGAAUAAAUUUUGUGCUUGACAUCCCCAUAUACAAAGACUGAACAGAAGAAAAAUAUUUGAAAAAAAAAAAGAUAAAAAAAAGAAGAGAGAAAAAAAAACAUUAAGGAAAGAGAGAACAACAGAAAUAGAAUAAUAAAAUUUUGUAAUAUCUAUUGCAAAUGGGGAGUCCUGGAUUAAGCACUCAAAGUAAUGGGCAGCAGCAACGGCGAUUAGGGAUUACAGAACCCAUUUCCUUGGGUGGACCAACAGAGUAUGAUGUAAUAAAGACUCGCGAACUUGAAAAGUAUUUGCAAAAUGUGGGGCUGUAUGAGAGUCAAGAGGAGGCUGUGAGUAGAGAGGAAGUGCUUGGGAGACUAGACCAGAUUGUGAAGAAUUGGGUGAAAGUGAUUAGCCGUGCAAAAGGGUUGAAUGAGCAACUAGUGCAGGAAGCAAAUGCUAAGAUUUUCACCUUUGGUUCUUAUCGGCUAGGGGUGCAUGGCCCUGGUGCAGAUAUUGACACUCUUUGUGUGGGACCUAGACAUGCAACACGAGAAGAAGACUUUUUCGGUGAGCUACAUAGAAUGCUAUCAGAGAUGCCAGGAGACUUUUUCGUUACAACAGAGUUGCUCCUGUGGCCUGAUUGCCACAUGUUCCCAGUAAUGAGAUUCAAGUUUAAAGGGUGUUUUCAAUUAGAUCUUCUUUAAUGCAAAAGUACUCGAUACUACAAAAUGCAGAUGAACAAACCGUCACAAGACUCGAUACUACAAAAUGCAGAUGAACAAACCGUCCGUAGUCUUAAUGGUUGCAGAGUUACUGACCAGAUUUUGCGUUUGGUGCCAAACAUUCAGAAUUUCCGCACAACAUUGCGAUGCAUGAGGUUUUGGGCAAAGCGACGUGGUGUUUAUUCAAAUGUUUCAGGUUUUCUUGGUGGCAUAAAUUGGGCAUUACUUGUUGCCCGCAUAUGCCAGCUAUAUCCCAAUGCUCCAAAUAUGUUAGUGUCUAGGUUCUUCGGUAAUAUACCUCAGUGGCGCUGGCCAAAUCCAGUAAUGCCUGUGCCAAUUGGGAGAGAAGGAAACUUGGUCCUUCAGGUUAUGGGCAAUUCACGCGAUAAAGAAAAUCCAAAGGAUAGGUUUCACUUGAUGCCUAUAAUUACUCCAGCCUUAUCCUGCAUGAAUCUAAGCUAUAAUGUGUCCUCAAGCACUUUGCGCAUAAUGUUAGAAGAGUUUGGGAGGGGGAAUGAAAUUUGUGAGGCAAUGGAGGCAAGGCUGGCUGAUUGGGAUAACCUUUUUGAGCCUUUUUCCUUCUUUGAAGCAUACAGGAAUUACCUACAGAUAGACAUCAAAGCAGACAAUGAAGAUGAUUUAAGACAGUGGAAAGGGCGUGGAGGUGGUCGGCUCCGUCAGGGCUUUUGCUACGGCCUGCUAUGAAUUGAGAGGCAUACACACAAUAUGCUUCAAUGGCCAUCGCACCCAGGUGAAUUUGUAUGGACAAAUCUAAACCAAUCUAGACCUCUACAUUGUUCUUAUUUUAUGGGUUUGCAACGCAAACAAGGGGUUCCCAUAAAUGAAGGGGAACAUUUUGAUAUAAGGUUAGCAGUUGAGGAAUUUAAACACUCUGUGAACAUAUAUGCUUCAUGGAAGCCUGGAAUGGAGAUCCAAGUAAUCCAUGUGAAACGGAAGAACAUGCCUUCCUUUGUUUUUCCUGGUGGUGUUCGUCCUUCUCGUCCAUCAAAAGCAACUUGGGAUAGUAGGCGCAGCUCAGCUGAAAAGUCAUCUGAAGGUAGAGUUUCAGAUGGAUCAGAUGAUGGAAGGAAGAAAAGACGAAUUGAUGAUAAUGUUGCAAAUACCAUGAAAAACAUGAAGUCCUUUACUGCUGCUCCUUUAGAUGAUGGAAGCCUUUCUGUUGGCAAUGUUGCUGUAGGUGUUAUUUUUAGUGCAAAUGAGAUGCAGGAAAAUAGGGAAGAAAAAACAGAUGGCCUUAAAGAUUUGGAAAAUUUAGCAGGGAUUCCUGCUCAAAAUGCUGAUCUUAAUCUGCAGAGUAAAGAUUUGUCUGCCACCAGGGAUACCCCAUGCUCUAAGGAGGCUGAGAAGCUGGCAAUUGAGACAAUAAUGUCUGGUCCUUAUGUUACUAACCAAGCUUUAUCAGAAGCUUGAAGAAUGAUCGUGAUGCGGAAUCAGGUAAAGAUUCGUGGGAUAAAGAAGGCUUGUGGAUCUUCGUCUACUGCAGCAAAAUUAGCUAAUGCACCUAUAGCUGUACCAAUAAUUUCUGGCAAUAGGAGUGGUUCAUCCAUUUCUUUCUCUACCAAUGGUGGUUUGGAGGAGCUCGAGCUUGCGGAGCUUGAGACGCUAUUGGCCAAUGGGGUCUCUUCUGCUGCAUCUGUGCCACAAAAGAAACCUCUUAUUAGGUUGAGCUUCAAUUUUUUAGGAAAAGCCAGCGGCAAAAGCACAUGAAAGGAUUUCAAAUAUCAUAUGGAGCAAAGCCAGUGGGAGCCUGCUAGGCUUUUUUAGGGUUCUUCCUAUGUAUGAGAUUUCUUUUUUCUUUUUUUUUUUUUUUUUUUUUUUUUUUUUUUUUUU
Messenger RNA from Jatropha curcas, 2612 nucleotides. The record is from RefSeq and is a predicted model, not a curated record. Lineage: Eukaryota; Viridiplantae; Streptophyta; Magnoliopsida; Malpighiales; Euphorbiaceae.